This is a messenger RNA of Melanaphis sacchari, 1282 nucleotides long. Its product is annotated as pancreatic triacylglycerol lipase-like. Gene Ontology annotation, molecular function: lipase activity. The record is from RefSeq and is a predicted model, not a curated record. Lineage: Eukaryota; Metazoa; Arthropoda; Insecta; Hemiptera; Aphididae. Gene Ontology annotation, biological process: lipid metabolic process. The transcript has 8 exons. Bases 130 to 1134 code for a protein of 334 amino acids.
UAACCCGUGUUUAUUGUGAAAUUGCAUAAUACCUAUCUAUCGUUAAAUUUUACUUCAUUUUAAUUUUAUAUCAUCAUUAAACUUGCGGGCAUAACUGGUGUGCUGGUUUUUAAAUUAUUCACGAACUUUAUGAUGUCUCCAUACCAGUGCAUAAUCAUAUGGAUCCUGAAUUAUCUAAUAUCAAUCAAAGGUGAUUUUAUAAGAUUUCCAAAUUUCGGUAAGUAUAAACAUUGUAUAGAACCGCCAGCAACGUGUCCAAACAAACAUGUAACAUUUCAUUUAUAUACAAGGCAAACGGAAGACUAUUUACUAGACUUAAAUAAUCCGGAAUCCUUCACGAACGCUCCUUUUAUACUGCAAGCGCCCAUCAAGUUGCUCAUACAUGGUUACACGGGUUACAAGGACUAUGCACCAAAUACUCAGCUCAGACCAGCGUACUUUCAAUACUCAAACUUGAACGUGAUAUCUGUUGACUACAAGGAACUAGUGCGGGAGCCGUGUUACCCGCAAUCCGUGUACAACGUGCCACUAGUGAGCAAAUGCACCACUAUGCUCCUGAAACAGCUGUUCAAAUUGCGAAAAGACCUGUCGUUUGACAACUUGCACUUGGUCGGUUUCAGCUUGGGCGCUCAAGUAGCUAGCCAAAUCGGGCGGCAGAUGAACGGCACGAUCCAGCGGAUAACCGGUCUAGACCCAGCGAGACCGCUGUUCGGCAAGAUUUUCAACACCGAAGUAUUGAAAAAGUCAGACGCGCAAUUCGUAGACGUGGUGCACAGUAACAUGGGCGAUAAGGGAAAAAAAGAACCACUCGGACACUUGGAUUUUUACGCCAAUGACGGAUCCACUCAACCUGACUGCGGUAAAAAUGCAUCGUGCAGCCACGUACGAGCUGUUGAUUAUUUUGCCGAGUCAAUAAACACCAACAAUCCGUUUUGGGCUGUCAAAUGCAUAAGCUACGAAUUUUACAAAAAAAACAGAUAUUGUAAAUCGUUCAAUAAUUCACAAUUAAUAAUUAUGGGUGAACAUGUGGACAGAAACAACACCGGAAUUUACUAUUUUAUAACAAACGGUCAAUCGCCAUUUUCACGAGGAAAGGAUCCAUAUUAUUUAAGCAACACUGAUGUACAAAAUUAAACUUUUUUUAGUCAUAAGCGUUGAAUAUAAACAUUUCUAAAUCAAUAUUUUGUGCUGAUUUCAAAUCUGUUAUUAGAUUCUAUCUAUCACCUAUAGUGUUUUACUCAUAGUUAUGUCAUUUUUUAUAAGUAAAACAAAUACUUUGAAA